Paramecium tetraurelia is the source of this 1282-nucleotide messenger RNA. RefSeq lists its product as uncharacterized. The transcript is spliced from 2 exons. Gene Ontology annotation, molecular function: acetyl-CoA C-acyltransferase activity. The record is from RefSeq and is a predicted model, not a curated record. Gene Ontology annotation, cellular component: peroxisome. Gene Ontology annotation, biological process: phenylacetate catabolic process; fatty acid beta-oxidation. NCBI's taxonomy places the organism in Eukaryota, Ciliophora, Oligohymenophorea, Peniculida, Parameciidae.
AUGCAAAGAGUCCAACAUCUCAGUGCUUAAGUCAAUAAUUGUACACCUGUUCCACCAAGAAGUGAUAACGACGUUGUCAUUUGCGGUGCCGUUAGAACCCCUUUGACCAAAGCCAAAAGAGGAUUAUUGAGAGACACUCCUCCUGAAAUCCUUCUUAGCACAGCCUUCACAGGUCUUUUGGAAAGAACCAAGGUUGAUCCAAAAUUGAUCCAAGACAUCGUUGUUGGUAAUGUCAAUCAACCUGGAAGUGGUGCCAUUGUAUCUAAGAUGGCUGCCUUCUUAUCUGGAUUCCCAGAUACAACUUGUUUGACAGCAAUCAAUAGAUUCUGUUCAUCAGGAAUUGAAGCAUGUGCUGUCAUUGCUGCCAAAAUUAGAUCUGGAAUGUUGGAUAUUGGUAUUGGAGCUGGAGUUGAACAAAUGACUAUGUAUGAUAUGUAAAGUCAAAUGAACGCUGAAUUACUCAGUGAUGCUAUCUUUGAUCAUCCAUGUGCAAGAGAUUGCUUAUUGGGUAUGGGAUAAACAUCUGAGAAUGUUGCAGCCCAAUUUGGAGUCACAAGAUUGUAAUAAGAUAAAUUUGCUUAUGAAUCCUAAUAAAAGGCUUACAAAGCAUAAUAAGAAGGAUUAUACAAGGAUGAAAUAAUUCCAGUCAAGACCUUCAUUAAAGAUGGAGAUAAAACUAAAGAAGUCAUUGUUACAGAAGACGAUGGAAUCAGAAAGGAAACCACUCUUGAAGGCCUUGGUAAAUUGAAGCCUGCCUUUGGAAAGGAUGGAUCAACAACAGCUGGUAACUCCUCUUAAGUUACUGAUGGUGCUGCUGCUGUUCUUUUGGCUAGAAGAUCUGUUGCCAAGAAAUUGGGAUUACCAAUCUUAGCCAGAUUUGUUGAUUACACUGUUGCUGGUGUACCACCCAAUAUCAUGGGUAUUGGACCAGCUGCUGCUAUCCCAUAAUUAUUAUAAAGAAAUGCUUUGAAACCAAAUGACAUCUGCAUCUAUGAAAUUAAUGAAGCCUUUGCCAGUUAAUCUGUUUACUCAGUUGAAAAGAUUGGAAUUGAACCAAGCAGAGUUAAUCCAAAGGGUGGUGCUAUUGCCUUGGGACAUCCAUUAGGAUGUACUGGUGCCAGAUAAGUUGCCACUUUAUUACCAGAAAUGAAGAGAAAGAAGGCUAAGUAUGGUGUCAUUUCUAUGUGUAUUGCUACUGGUAUGGGUGCUGCUGCCUUAAUUGAAAAUGAAUAAUAAUGAGUUUAUUGUACAAAAUAAAAAAGAAUAUAUUUAUAUAUAUAAA